Messenger RNA from Pseudoliparis swirei, 1398 nucleotides. Its product is annotated as homeobox protein MSX-2-like. The transcript has 2 exons. Gene Ontology annotation, cellular component: nucleus. Gene Ontology annotation, molecular function: RNA polymerase II transcription regulatory region sequence-specific DNA binding; DNA-binding transcription factor activity, RNA polymerase II-specific. Bases 166 to 879 code for a protein of 237 amino acids. Lineage: Eukaryota; Metazoa; Chordata; Actinopteri; Perciformes; Liparidae. The record is from RefSeq and is a predicted model, not a curated record. Gene Ontology annotation, biological process: embryonic morphogenesis; regulation of transcription by RNA polymerase II.
ACCUCCCAGUCUUUUGUUUUUCCAUCUCAACUUUGCGCCAACUUGCUCUGAACGCUGCGUGUUUCUACUGCGUGUUUUUCCACUGCGUGUUCCCACUGCGCCAGAGGGACGUUAUGCGUGGUCUGGACCGGGUCUAGGUCUCGACCCGCCGACCCUGACCCCAGCAUGUCUUCCCCCGGAGGCCGGAGAGACGAGCUUUCCACAGACGUGGACGCGCAGCCGCCGCCGCGGACAAAGCAGCGCGCGCCGCAGGUGUGCCGCCGCAUGCCCUUCAGCGUGGAGGCGCUCAUGUCGGGCACGACGCGGCCGGACUGGAGGGAUGGAAGUCACGUGCACGCGCACGGACCGGCUGACUUGUCCCAAUUAGUUUCUAUUAAACCAGAGCCAUCGGAACCGGGAGGGUCCGCGUCCUGGAGGUCCAGCCGCAUGAAGACGCCGGCACCACCCAGACCCGGCCCGGCCUCCUGCUCCUUGAGGACGCACAAAACCAACCGCAAGCCCCGCACGCCCUUCAGCGGUGCGCAGCUGCUGGCGCUGGAGAGGAAGUUCCAGCACAAGCGGUACCUGUCCAUCGCCGAGCGGGCCGAGUUCUCCUCCUCGCUGGCGCUGUCCGAGACCCAGGUCAAGAUCUGGUUCCAGAACCGCCGCGCCAAAGCCAAGAGGCUCCAGGAGGCCGAGGUGGAGAAGCUCAAAAUGGUGGCCGGCGUCGGGCCCCAUAAAGCCGUCUUCCACCCGGGCUUCCCGUCGUUGGGUUUCCCCCUCGGCGUGAACGUCCACGCCGGGUCGGCGGCGCUGUACGGACUGGGCUGCUCCUACGGCCGCGGGCCCGUCCUCCCCGCGGUGCACCUGGUGGGCCACGGCCUGCUCCACCUCUCCUGAGGGGAACCGGAGCCUCGGGGACGGACCUGCUGAGAGACUUCAUUCAGGACCCGAGCUGGACCGGAGCCGGACCCGAGCUGGACCCGAGCUGGACCGGAGCUGGACCCGAGCCGGACCCGAGCUGGACCCGAGCUCGACCGGAGCCGGACCCGAGCUGGACCCGAGCUGGACCCGAGCUGGACCCGAGCCGGACCCGAGCUGGACCCGAGCCGGACCCGAGCUGGACCCGAGCUGGACCCGAGUUCGACCGGAGCUGGACCCGACCUGGACACGAGCUCGACCGGAGCCGGACCCGAGCUGGACCCGAGGGUUUAUGACCUUCUAUCUUUAUUCACAUCUUCUUCUUUUUUUGACAAAGAAUCUUGAAGUUCUUUGUCUGCGGAUCCGGGUCACUGAAGAUGAACAGAACAUAUCAGGACCGCUGGCCUGAAUAGAAGAUUUCACUUUCAUAUUCUAUUUUUUAUCCAUUUGCUUUCUUGUAUUUCCUAGAAAAAACAUAAAUAAAGAAAGCUAAGAAUA